Ziziphus jujuba (common jujube) is the source of this 2159-nucleotide messenger RNA. Its product is annotated as UDP-glucuronic acid decarboxylase 1. Bases 500 to 1816 code for a protein of 438 amino acids. Gene Ontology annotation, biological process: D-xylose metabolic process. Lineage: Eukaryota; Viridiplantae; Streptophyta; Magnoliopsida; Rosales; Rhamnaceae. The record is from RefSeq and is a predicted model, not a curated record. The transcript is spliced from 7 exons. Gene Ontology annotation, cellular component: cytoplasm. Gene Ontology annotation, molecular function: NAD+ binding; UDP-glucuronate decarboxylase activity.
AAACAGAUUUCAAAAUCAGAGUGGCUGAGAAACGUAGAGUAGAAAGGGAAAGAAGGGGGAGUCAAAAAGUAGCCGCAGGAGACCAUGUUUGUCCUCCUCCUUCCCUCACCCCAGCCCUGCCCUUUUACUCCAAUUUCUGAUGCCAUUUCCAUUUUCCCCAAACCCCAUAACUGAUUUUCAUAGAAAACACCGUUCUUUUUCAAUUUCUCACUCUCUAUCUCUCUCUCUCUUAAAACUGCGAAGAAAAGCUAUGAUUUGAAACAAGAAGUGGAGCCACUGUUUCAGUGCCUCACCAACCAAUUUUCCUAUUUCUUUCCUAGCUUUCAAAAGUUGCAACAUUACGCUUCAAGUUUCGAAGCUCAGAAUCUCAACCCCUUUUUGUUUUUAAAUUAGAAUUUCGUUUCCAUUCUCAAUCUUGAAGCCCAGAAAGCCGUAGUUUCAAGAAGACGAAGAAGAAGAAGAAGAGAUAUAUACAGAGAAAUUCGAUUCCCUCCAAGCAAUGAAGCAGUUACACAAGCAAUCUAGCGCGAAUCAUAGACGAGACGAAGAGAUCCCAGCGGCCCCAACUUCGCCAUACUCGCCCAAAACGCUUAAACACCCCAGAUCUCUUCCUAGAUCCAUCAACUACCUAUUCAAAGAACAGAGGCUUCUGUUUAUCCUUGUGGGUAUUUUGAUUGGCUCAACGUUCUUCAUCCUCCAGCCUACUUUGUCUCAUCUAGGCCCUUCCGAGUCCAAUUCUGCCAUACCCAGACAUGUCACUACCGGUGUCACCACAACCCAUGAUCAGAUUGCGUCGUAUUCCAAGAGCAAUUUUGGGCCCGGCAAGACGGGUAGGAUUCCGGUGGGGAUUGGGAACCGCCGGUUGAGGAUUGUGGUCACCGGUGGGGCUGGAUUCGUUGGGAGUCAUCUCGUUGACAAGCUUAUUGCUAGAGGGAACGAUGUGAUUGUGAUUGACAAUUUCUUCACUGGGAGGAAGGACAAUGUUGUUCAUCAUUUUGGGAAUCCUCGUUUCGAGCUCAUUCGUCACGAUGUCGUUGAGCCUAUACUUUUAGAGGUUGAUCAGAUCUAUCACUUGGCUUGCCCUGCAUCCCCUGUUCAUUACAAGUUUAAUCCUGUCAAAACAAUCAAGACAAAUGUGAUGGGUACCCUUAAUAUGUUGGGCCUUGCAAAGAGAAUUGGGGCAAGGUUUCUGCUCACCAGUACAAGUGAGGUUUAUGGUGAUCCUCUUGAGCAUCCCCAGAAAGAGACUUAUUGGGGAAAUGUAAAUCCAAUAGGUGAGAGAAGUUGCUAUGAUGAAGGAAAGCGCACAGCAGAAACUUUAGCAAUGGAUUACCAUCGAGGUGCUGAUGUUGAGGUGCGUAUUGCUCGCAUUUUCAAUACAUACGGUCCCCGUAUGUGUUUAGAUGAUGGACGUGUUGUUAGCAAUUUUGUUGCUCAGGCCAUUCGCAAACAACCGUUGACAGUUUAUGGUGAUGGUAAACAAACACGAAGCUUCCAAUAUGUUUCUGACUUGGUUAAUGGAUUGGUGGCAUUGAUGGAAGGCGAACAUGUGGGGCCUUUCAACCUAGGUAAUCCAGGGGAGUUCACAAUGCUUGAGCUAGCGGAGGUUGUCAAAGAAACAAUUGAUCCUGCUGCAACUAUAGAUUUCAGACCAAAUACUGCUGAUGAUCCGCAUAAGAGGAAACCCGAUAUUAGCAAAGCAAAGGAACUAUUGAACUGGGAGCCGAAAAUUUCACUCAGAGAGGGACUGCCUCUUAUGGUUAGUGAUUUCCAGAACCGUAUUUUGAAUGAAGAUGAAGGAAAAGGGCUUAAAUAAAAUAAGAAAGCACAGCCCAUAUGUAUAGUGUGAAGCGCAUUUCUGUAUCUUAUCGAUUCCUUUAUUAAAGUGAUCCUCAACUUCACAUUGAAAUUCUAGCAAAUGCGACCAUAGGAAGAUGUUGUUUAUCCCCAAUUUGUGCUUGAUCAGCACUAACUUACAUUUUUGUCAAAGGUUCUUUUUUUUUUUUGGCCCUCUAAAAGGCUAUUUACCAACCUUUUUACUUCUGCAUCAUGGUAUUGGAAGGAUGUAUAUGUAUUCUUUUAAAUCCUUUUUUGACAGUUUGUAGCAACAUAAGAAGGAAGUGGAUUUUCUAUAAUGUAGAAAUUGUUUACGUAUGUCA